Messenger RNA from Solenopsis invicta (red fire ant), 2419 nucleotides. Its product is annotated as polycomb protein eed-B. NCBI's taxonomy places the organism in Eukaryota, Metazoa, Arthropoda, Insecta, Hymenoptera, Formicidae. The record is from RefSeq and is a predicted model, not a curated record. Gene Ontology annotation, molecular function: protein binding; nucleosome binding. Gene Ontology annotation, cellular component: ESC/E(Z) complex. The transcript has 3 exons. Gene Ontology annotation, biological process: negative regulation of transcription by RNA polymerase II. Bases 324 to 1601 code for a protein of 425 amino acids.
UAGAAGCUAGCAUAGUAAGAAUAGACGAAUACUACAUAGUCUCUGGUGCAGCUUGUUUAGUAAAUUGCAAUGGAAUAUCUAAUGUUAUGGGAUUGAUCCACAAGUCAAAAAGACUUUGUCACAAGUAUAAUAUUCGUUUUCUCUCUGCUAACAUUUCUAAUACGCAAGGCUGUGUUUCUUUAGGAAACAGAAUUUUGAAUAUAACAGAAGGAAUAUUGGGAUUAAACUGUGGAAUACCAGUUAUUGGAACUGUCGCGCAAUAUAAUUAGAUUACAAAGAUAAUCAGGUAUGGGAAUUAUCAGAUCUUUAAAAUCAGUAUCAAGAUGAAAAAAUCCAGUGGUAAGACGUAUGCUUCCAGUCAGGAGGACAGUGAGAAUGACAGCGAUGUAACGGAAUGCAGUAUCGGAAGCAAUUCCACCGCUGGUACUCAUAGGAGCGAUACGCCCACUCGCAGUGCCCGUUACAAAAGGAAAGGUCGUCGCAGAAGUAAAACGGCAAAGUACAAACCUUCCACGGACAAGCCGUUGUACAAAUACUGCUGUAGCGUCAAGGAGGAUCAUGGACAGCCUUUAUUUGGAGUUCAAUUCAAUUAUCAUUUGAAGGAAGGUGAACCAAUGAUAUUUGCCUCUGUCGGUAGCAAUCGCGUAAGCAUCUACGAGUGUCCGCAGAGUGGAAAUAUACGGCUGCAACAAUGUUACGCCGAUCCCGACACGGAGGAGAACUUUUAUACGUGCGCGUGGACGUACGACGACUCCGGGAAGCCUCUAUUAGCCGUGGCGGGAUCACGCGGAGUUAUUCGAAUUAUCAGUCCUUCGACAAUGACUUGUAUCAAGCAUUACAUCGGCCACGGGCACGCGAUAAACGAGCUGAAGAUACAUCCGAGGGAUCCGAACAUUCUACUGUCCGCAUCGAAAGAUCAUGCGUUAAGACUGUGGAACAUAAAAACCGACGUAUGCAUCGCGAUCUUCGGUGGCGUGGAGGGCCAUCGAGACGAAGUCCUGAGUGCCGAUUUCGACAUAAGAGGCCAAAGAAUCAUCUCGUGUGGAAUGGACCAUGCUCUUAAGUUAUGGUCCUUGGAAAAACCAGAUAUGCAGGAGGCGAUAAAACAGUCUUACCACUGCAAUCCCAGUCGCAAUGGCAGACCCUUUGACUCGAUACUCCAACAUUUCCCAGACUUUACCACUCGCGACGUUCAUCGAAAUUACGUCGACUGCGUGAAAUGGUUCGGCGACUUUAUUCUGAGCAAGUCCUGCGAAAAUUGUAUUGUGUGCUGGAAACCGGGUAGGCUUGAGGACUCACAGCUACGUAGUGGAGAAACGAGCGCGACGGUUUUACACCGUUUUGAAUUUAAGGAGUGCGACAUUUGGUUUAUACGCUUCUCUAUGGAUUUCUGGCAGCGCACAAUCGCCUUAGGGAAUCAGGUCGGUCGCACCUACGUUUGGGACUUGGACGUGGACGAGCCCGGCCAAGCGCGCUGCUGGUCGCUUCAGCAUCCUCGUUGCACUGCGCCAAUUCGCCAAACCAGCCUGAGCCGAGACGGCUCUGUGUUACUAUGCGUCUGCGACGAUGCGACAAUCUGGAGAUGGAAUCGCGAUCACUAAUUCGAGACCAUUUUAUCACGAUGACAGAAGACGUGCCUUUUCACGUAUAUACUGAGCCAUAUUGAAUAUUUGUGUUUUUUAUAGCAAUACUUAAAAUCUAAGAAACUUAAUAAUCUAUUUAGAUUAAUUCAAAAUCUUUGAAUACAAAUGCAAUACAUGUACAUGUGAGUAUAAUCAAAAAAUUGCAUUCCUAAUGAGUUGCCAAGUAUUGAACAUUUUUAAUAUACAGACUGCUAUUCGAUAAUUGUCGACAUAGCUGUAGUUUUAAUGGAAAAGGAACAAUUAAAUUCGAAAAAAAUUAUAGAAUUAUAAAUGAAUGAAUGACAUUGUAGAAAUCAGAAGAAAAUUGUUUUUAUAUCUUUACAAAUACAAAUAGAAAAUCAGUUUUUUAUAUCUUACAAUAUACAAGUGAUAUUACAUGGAUUUAUUUUUUUUAUAACUCACAAGAGUUUGUCCUAAAUUUGUCAAAGUAAUGAAUUGUUUUAAUAAAUUGUAAUUUGUAAUUGUAUAUAAACAAUUUUUGUGCUAGUGUAAUCCAAUUAAAAAAUAACAUGUGUCUAAGAUCCAUUUGCUAAUGCUUAGCUUAACUUUAAACUCAAUUUAAUCUAUCUUUUCUUAUUCUUAAAACUCAAUUAAUGUAGGUAUUUUUUAAAAUCGAAUUGCCAUUUGUGAAGCUUUUUGUACCCUUUGCAAGCCUAUUAAUAUAUGUAUUUAUAAAGUUAGAUGAGAUUAAGGUUAGGGUUAGGUAUUUCAAAAUGUACUUUAAAAAUAUCAUUUUUAUAUCUUUGUAAGAUAAUAAAAUUAAUAAACAACUCGUA